Messenger RNA from Morchella sextelata, 243 nucleotides. RefSeq lists its product as uncharacterized. The record is from RefSeq and is a predicted model, not a curated record. The transcript has 6 exons. NCBI's taxonomy places the organism in Eukaryota, Fungi, Ascomycota, Pezizomycetes, Pezizales, Morchellaceae. The coding region runs from base 1 to 243 and encodes 80 amino acids.
AUGAGCAUUCGUAUCAUGGACUGUAGACCCGAAUGGAGGAUCGCAGACCCGUACAUUUCUUUGACCAAGAUACUUUCAGAGCAGUACAUACCAUUUCUGCACAUGCGCAUGCAGCUAGCAUCUCUAGAGCACCUUGUGCAUGCAGAUGAGAAGACUGGCUCCUUACAGUUGUCACCUAGGAUUGGUCGAUACAACCUCCGUUUAGACACCGCUGUCCACUUGCUUUUAGUGUUCUUCUUAUAG